AUGACGUUACUGUGUUGUGUUUGUCUAACAGAAAAUGUACGAUUUUAUAAUUUAAAUAAAACUUAUUUAUACCAGUUUUAUGAAAAAUUAAUCGAUUACAAUGUACCGUAUAGUUCAUCAUGUUGCUGCUAUAUUUGUUUUGCGCUAUUGAAGAAAUGUUACAAGUUUAUGCUUCAAGCACUGAAAGGAAAUAAUAUCUUGACAAAAAUUGAAGAUAGCAAUUUUAUGUUGACAAAUCAAAAUGAAAACAAUAUAAAUUUAACCACAGUCAAACUUAACAAUAUAGUUAUUGAGGGUGGACCUGAUAUAUGUAGUUUUGAAGAUAAUGGGAAAGGAGUACAGAGUAAGGAUUUAGUCAAAAUUGAAGAUUUCGGAGCCGGAAGUGACAAUGAAACAGAUGUUAAACUAGAUUAUGUUAGCACUAAGCAGUCUGACUCUGAUGAAGAUCUUCCUUUAAGUGAGCUCAACACUGAGACAGAUAUAAUCAAGGAAGAGAAAGUUCAUUAUAAAGCAUUAAAAAGAGUAAAUGCACGGGAAUUUAUAUUGACCACAGAAGAGCAGAAACAAGAAAUGGAACAAAGAGCAAAGAGUAUAAAUUAUUUGAAUUCGCCAUAUAAAUGUGCUCUAUGUUUUCGUGGGUUCAUAGAUCCAAUAGCCUAUGGGAAGCAUAGACAAAAACAUGAUGAGAGCAGUGGUGACCAUAAAUGCGAAAUGUGUCAUCUCCGUUAUUCAACUAAACGGCAACUGAAUAGCCAUUAUAAGGCGGCACAUUUAAGGAAAUUCGAAUGUUAUGUUUGUAAAGAGAUCACUCAUACAAGAAACCAAGCGAAACAACAUGAAGAGUGGCACAAGGGUAGAACUUAUACUUGUCAUCUGUGUGGGAAGGCCUUCCGCAAAUCAUCGUCCUACUUUACGCACGUUCGUAAGUCUCAUAAGAGCGUGCACGCGUGCUCGCUUUGCGGAGAUAGUUUUGUCAGCGAACACGGACUUCGUAUGCAUAGUUCUAAAGCACAUAGAACCAUCGAGGUUGACAAAAAAGAUGAACAAAUUUUGGAGAGUUAUUGCAAAGAGUGUAAUGUACAAUUCAAAACAUCGGAUGCGUGGGAACGGCACGCUUUGACGAAUCACUAUAGUUUGGACGCUAAAAGCUCAUGCUGCCCCGUAUGCAAUCAAGAUGUUAAACUAGAAGAGAGGGUUGCUCAUAAACGGACUCAUAUGGACAGACAUACAACUGAACAUAUAUAUGAGAAAACACCAGCACUUUCUGCCCUCAGUUGCGGACACUGCGAUUCGAAGUUUCUCAGCGUACACAAACUGCGCGCUCAUAUGAAACGCGUGCACCUCGGUCUCAAGUAUGACAAGAAUAUUGUCUGUGAAGUGUGCGGGAAGCAUUGUACUUCGCUGGCAACACUUAAGUACCACCAAAGACAACAUAACGGAGAGAGACCAUUUCCCUGCGUUAUCUGUGGGGCUCGAUUUACUUGUAAAGAAAAUCUUAGAAUUCACACGAGAACACAUUCGGGUGAGCGUCCGUAUAGCUGUGUAGUUUGCGAUAAGAAAUUUACACAGAAACCAGCGCUGAACCGACAUUACAGGGUACACAACGGCUCGAAGCCAUACGAAUGUCAGUAUUGUUCGAAACGCUUUAAUCAGUCCAGUUCGCUGAAAUCUCACGUUAAUACAAUUCAUUUGAAAAUACCUAGAAAUAAGAAGAGUAAACUUUGUUGA
This is a messenger RNA of Pieris macdunnoughi, 1728 nucleotides long. NCBI's taxonomy places the organism in Eukaryota, Metazoa, Arthropoda, Insecta, Lepidoptera, Pieridae. The record is from the annotation of a GenBank genome assembly.